This is a messenger RNA of Poecilia latipinna (sailfin molly), 3528 nucleotides long. RefSeq names its product 5'-nucleotidase domain containing 3 (gene nt5dc3). The coding region runs from base 118 to 1872 and encodes 584 amino acids. Gene Ontology annotation, molecular function: 5'-nucleotidase activity. Lineage: Eukaryota; Metazoa; Chordata; Actinopteri; Cyprinodontiformes; Poeciliidae. The transcript is spliced from 14 exons. The record is from RefSeq and is a predicted model, not a curated record.
ACGUAAGAGUAACCACACAGGGACAGUUUCGGUAUUUACAGAAGAGCCUGUCCCACAUGCGGCCGACUGGGACUCCUCGGCGCCCUCCGAACCGCUCGUCCCGCAGAAAACACCGCAAUGGCGCCCUUGUCGAGGUCCCUUUCGUCUCUGGCGAGACACACGGAGUGUCUGCGGAGAGUGGGUGUCUUCCGUAGCUUCCUACCCAACCACCCGUUCAGGUGUGGCUGGUGGAAGAGGAAUUUCAAGGCAGUUUCCUGCGGAGGAGCCGGUGUCCAGCCGCUGCUACAGCAGCGCGGAGCCAAAAACUGCGCAGCAUCUGUGAGCAGCAGCUCCUCGGAUGGUCAGGACGCUACAGAGAGGCUGUGGUCUGUUUACAGUGAGACUAAAAGACAGACAGAGGUAAUAUCCACCAGCUCCGUUGAUCCCGACACCAUUUUUGCAAACAAUGAGAUGAGCCUACGAGACAUCGAGAUCUACGGCUUCGACUAUGACUACACCCUGGCCUUCUACUCCAGCCACCUCCACACACUCAUCUUUGACAUAGCGCGGGACAUUCUCAUCAACAACCACCGGUAUCCAGAGGAAUUGCGGAAGUAUGAAUAUAUUCCAGAUUUUGCAGUAAGAGGGCUUCACUACGAUGUCCAGAAGGCUCUCCUGAUGAAGAUAGAUGCCUUUCAUUACAUCCAGUUGGGAACUGUUUACAGAGGUCUUCAUCCAAUGCCUGACGAGGAAGUCAUUGCCAUGUAUGAAGGCUCCCAUGUUCCUCUUGAGAUUAUGAGUGACUUUUAUGGCAAGAGUACACACGGCCACACCAUGAAGCAGUUCAUGGACAUAUUCUCGCUGCCGGAGAUGACACUCCUCUCUUGUGUCAACGACUUCUUCAUGAGGCACAACAUCGAUUACGAGCCCGUCCAUCUCUACAAAGACGUAAAGGAAGCCAUCAGAGAUGUCCAUGUCAAGGGCAUCAUGUAUCGAGCUGUGGAGGCGGAUAUCGGAAAAUACAUUUGGUACGGUGAGCAAAGCCAUGCUGUGUUGAAGAAGCUGUCGGCGCAUGGAAAGAAGAUGUUUCUCAUCACCAACAGCCCUUUUGAUUUUGUGGACCGUGGAAUGAGCUUCAUUGUGGGAAAAGACUGGAGAGACUUGUUUGACGUCGUUAUCGUCCAGGCCGACAAACCGAGUUUCUUCAACGACAGGAGAAAACCCUUCAGGCGAGUGACAGACAAAGGUGUGUUACUGUGGGACAGGAUUCACAGGCUGGAGAAAGGGGAGAUCUACAAGCAGGGAAACCUCUAUGAGUUCCUCAGACUCACUGGCUGGAGGGGAUCCAAAGUACUUUACUUUGGAGAUCACAUUUACAGUGACUUGGCAGAUUUAACUCUGAAACACGGCUGGAGGACAGGCGCCAUCAUCCCUGAGCUGCGGAAGGAGAUAAAGAUCAUGAACACGCCGCAGUACGUCCAUAUGAUGACCUGGUUACAGGCUCUGACCGUACUGAUCGAACAGAUGCAGGCACAUCGGGAUCCAGCGACCCAAGCUGUCGUCGAGGAGUGGAUCAAAGAAAGAGAAGCCAUGAAGCCGCAGACGAAGGACAUCUUCAACGCUCAGUUCGGCAGCCUCUUCCGUACCUACCACAAUCCCACCUACUUCUCACGCCGACUCUCCCGCUUCGCCGACAUCUACAUGGCCUCUAUCAGCUGCAUGCUCAACUAUGACCUCCAGCACACCUUUUUUCCUCGACGCACUCCUCUGCAGCACGAGGCGCCCUUUUGGCCAGAGCAAGAUUCUUCUGGGUUUGGGGUCUCUUCUUCUUCUUUUACUUCUUCUCCUCCUCCUCUAGCAGAGUCUGAUCACACAGGGAAGUUUAAGAGUUAAAGACUGAACAGUCAGUCUCUUAACAUUGCUUUAAGAAGUGUAUUUUAGUAGUAGUUUGUAUUUUAAAUGGACAUAUAUCUUUUUUUUUUCUGUUUUUACCUCAACUGUGUUCAAACUUGUAGAUCAUGAGUUAUCUUUAUUUCCAUGUCUAAAGUAUCAGGCAAAAUAAUGCGAAAGAAACAAAGCUUUUUAUUAGCAAGCUUUGCAGCGAUUGUGCAAGUCACUUUUACACAUAUAAUCAUUCCGUGUAUUUGGUUUUAACUGGCAGUAUCAAAUCAACUUUUUAAAGCUUUAUAUCGUGUUAUUCCCUCAUCAAAAACAAAGUCGGAGGGUUGCUUUGACUCUUUCAUGCAUGUUUGGGAAAUCUUUUAGUCUCCUGUGGCAGCCAUUGUGCUACUCCCCCCCCACACAUCUCCUCCAGACUAGCGGCUGCAGCAAUUGGCAAACACGUGGCGGAACCGCUCAUCAGCUGAGCUCAUCAGACGAACUGCUUCUCAGUGAAACGCUCAGAACGAUGUCGAAGGCUUAAUGGAGGAAGGUUUUUGUGAUGUCAUGCUGAGGGUGGAGUGUUGGAAAGAGCAGGAGCUUCUUAAAGAGACAGAGGCCCAAUUCUAAAAAUUAUUAUAAGUCAUAUUUGAUAAAUACAGAAUUCUAAUAACAGCUGAAGGUAACAUGGCUACUUGGUUGAGCUAUAAAAUUCCCCUAUGAGCCUGGAGAAUACAUAAUACUGUCAUUCAUGUCGUCCUUUGAGAUUAAAAAUCUUUCCCUAAUCCUGGGAAGAAAUUGUGGGACAGUUUUGUUGGGUGAGGAGAAAAUGUUCUUCUUCAUCUAUGUUUGCCAAGUUUUGCUCUCUCCAUUGUUUUUCUGUGUUGCUCAUGAUCAGCCACACUUCCAUCCGCCAUCUGGGUGCAGAUGAUGUGUGGAAGCAGGACUUUUUCAGAAUAUGUUAUUUUAAAUCAACUUAUGAUGGAAAAUGAGUCAUUAUUUAAGCUUCACGUUUUCAAGAUUUUUUUUUCUUUUUUGUUUUUUGCUCUGAAAUAUAUGCCCUUUAAAGUGUAACAGAAGUUCAAACUGUGGUUUGUGGUUUCUUUAAACAUAUUUAUUUCAGUCCUUUCAGAUAAUUGUCUUCACACUGGAUGUAUUACUUUUUAAGCCAAAUGCAUGUGUGUGUGUGUGUGUGUGUGCGUGUGUGUGUAACUGAGAGUGUGUUAGUAUUUAAUAGAAUAGAUGGAUUUUAUCUAUCUUGAGCAAUAGGGGGCAGUAACACAUCGGGCUUAACAUGCAUUUGUGGUUUUGCCUUGUUGUCUCUUACCUUCCCUGGUGAAAUGGGAGUUUUUACGUUGACAUUUUAUUCUCCAUUGCCUUAAUCUGUUGUUCACAUUACUGCAGGACGUGUCGCUUUUAUAUUAGGAUGAUAUUAUGCAGUAUUUUGGUUCAUUUGAUUUUGUGCACAUUGACGAAUUAGGAUCUUUUUUUAUUACUGGUUUUGCCAUUUUACACCAAAUUCAGCCUGUACGUUUCAUUUUAGACGAUUGGUAAAUGAUUAUUGUCGUGGAUGCUGCUGUUUCAUAAAAGAAUUUAAAAAAAAAUCAUGUCAAGCACUGAUGCAUCAUGUAAAAGGGAUUCAUGAUAUAAACUUUUGGUGGCGAUAACCUU